UGCUUCCUCCAGGCCGCCAUCCAGAUGUUGCUGUGCAUGACCUCACAAUUCUGCCUGCUGGUCCUACCGGUGAUGUCACUCAUCCUGCUUUUCUCUCCCAUUGGUCGGAGCUACGACAGCCUCACCCCAGGGUGCCACCUGCACCCCUUCAACGUGACCAUCCGCAGUGACCGCCGGGGCACAUGUAAAGGCACCCACCUUGUCUACGCCUGCGUGGGCUACUGCGAGUCCAGCGCCUUCCCAUCCAGGUACUCUGUGCUGGUGGCCUCCAACUUCACCCACAACAUCACCUCGGCUUCCCGAUGCUGCACCAUCAGCAAGGACACUAAGGUCAAAGUCCGCCUGGACUGCCCCCGAGGUCGUCACCAUGACGAAAUAGAGAUCCUGUCGGCUAAGGUGUGUCGCUGUGACAUGUGCCGCAAGUCCCGCUACUGACCCAACAAGAGGGUGUAGUGCAUAGCUAAUGUAUACCGGGAUAAGAGCCACAUUUAGUCAGUUAAGUGCUACAAACUCAUAAAUAAUUGAAAUACAACCCUUCUGCUAUCUAUUUCGAUUUGUUUUGGAUGUUGAGGAACUGAAUGUGUCAAACCAGUGUGUCAUUCAUGUUCACAAGUGAUGGAAUAAUCUCUGCAGAUUAACCAUGUGACUUUGAUAUUCAGGCAGAGUAACACCAGCCAGGGACUUACAAAUAAGAUCAAAAUGGGAAGUUCAAAAGAUUGUAACGAUUUGCGUGGGUGUGUUUUUGUAAAGUGUGACCUAAUGGAGGUUAGAGCAGUCACACCACCGUUUGUACCUACAGUAAUGUCACAGGAGCAAGUGUAAGUGCACGGGUACGCUAGAGUUUAUAAUCGAGAGUAAAUCACUCACUACCACCAAAAACCAAUGACUUAUUUCCCACUUUCACAUUUUCAAUUAUGGCACAAUGAAUGGCAACUUUACAUUGCGUCGCACUGACCACCAUUCAACAACAAAACAGUAAAUAUACAGCCAACCUCUGAAAUCAACAUCAACAUCAUGUAUUCAAGCAGUUUCAUUCUUUGCAAUAACCACUACAAAUACAAGAGACCAAAGAAUGUACACCUUUUAUUUAUAUUUAUGAAUUUGAACUAAAGGACAUUUUGUAAAUAGUA
Molecule: messenger RNA, 1130 nt
Organism: Pungitius pungitius (ninespine stickleback)
Lineage: Eukaryota; Metazoa; Chordata; Actinopteri; Perciformes; Gasterosteidae
Gene: gpha2
Product: glycoprotein hormone subunit alpha 2
Exons: 3
Biological process (GO): cell surface receptor signaling pathway
Cellular component (GO): extracellular region
Molecular function (GO): hormone activity; hormone receptor binding
Source: RefSeq, a predicted model, not a curated record